GGGAGGGAGGUGAGGAAGGAGGGAGCGACCCGAAAUUAUUUUGUAUGCCUUUGUUUCCUUGUCUGGCGGGGAGGGACGGAAAGCCGGAGGGGACAAAGAGCCGGGGGCGAAGCGGCUCCUGGGGCCUUGCGCGCGGGAUGGGGCGGCUGUGAGCGAGCGGGGCGGGAAGGCGAAGGAGGCCGAGGCCUGCUUGGUUCGCCUCGGGCCUGGAGAGAGGAUGAAGCGCCGGAGCGCCGACUGCAGCAAACUCCGGCGGCCGCUCAAGCGGAACCGCAUCACCGAGGGCAUCUACGGCAGUACUUUCCUGUACCUGAAAUUCCUGGUAGUUUGGGCCCUUGUUCUGCUGGCUGAUUUUGUGCUGGAAUUCAGAUUUGAAUACCUGUGGCCAUUCUGGCUUUUCAUCAGGAGUGUUUAUGAUUCCUUCAGAUACCAGGGAUUGGCCUUUUCAGUAUUUUUUGUUUGUGUAGCAUUCACAUCAAAUAUCAUAUGCUUACUCUUCAUACCGAUACAGUGGCUGUUCUUUGCUGCCAGCACAUAUGUUUGGGUACAGUAUGUCUGGCAUACAGAGAGGGGUGUGUGUUUACCAACGGUAUCACUGUGGAUACUGUUUGUUUAUAUUGAAGCAGCAGUUAGAUUUAAAGAUCUUAAAAACUUCCAUGUAGAUCUUUGUCGGCCUUUUGCUGCACACUGUAUCGGUUAUCCUGUGGUGACUUUGGGCUUUGGCUUCAAAAGUUAUGUUAGCUAUAAAAUGCGAUUAAGAAAGCAAAAAGAAGUGCAGAAAGAAAAUGAAUUUUACAUGCAGCUUCUGCAGCAAGCCCUGCCGCCGGAACAGCAAAUGCUACAAAGACAAGAAAGAGAAGCAGAAGAGGCAGCCAAAGGAUUGUCAGAGAUGGAUUCUUCAAUACUUUUACAACACAAUGGAGGUAUUCCAGCUAAUAAAAAGUUAUCUGCAACACUACCGGAACUAGAAUAUAGAGAAAAGGGGAAAGAAAAAGACAAGGAUGCCAAAAAACAUAACCUUGGAAUAAAUAACAAUAUACUGCAACCUGUAGACUCUAAAAUACAGGAAAUUGAAUACAUGGAGAACCAUAUCAAUAGUAAAAGAUUAAAUAAUGAUCUUGUGGGAAGUACAGAAAACCUCUUAAAAGAGGACUCAUGCACUGCCUCGUCCAAAAAUUACAAAAAUGCUAGUGGAGGUGUGAACUCCUCACCUCGCAGUCACAGUGCAACUAAUGGGAGCAUCCCUUCUUCAUCUGCUAAGAAUGAGAAAAAACAGAAAUGCACUAGCAAGAGUCCAAGCACACACAAAGACUUAAUGGAAAAUUGUAUUCCUAAUAACCAGCUGAGCAAACCAGAUGCACUGGUAAGGUUGGAACAAGACAUUAAGAAGUUGAAGGCGGACCUGCAGGCAAGCAGGCAGAUUGAACAGGAGCUGCGUAGUCAGAUCAGUUCUCUGACCAGCACAGAGCGAGGGAUUCGGUCUGAAAUUGGACAGCUUCGGCAAGAAAAUGAGCUGCUUCAGAAUAAAUUGCAUAAUGCUGUACAAAUGAAACAAAAAGAUAAGCAGACUAUUGGGCAAUUGGAGAAAAAGUUAAAAGCAGAGCAGGAGGCACGAACUUUUGUAGAAAAGCAGUUGAUGGAAGAAAAAAAAAGAAAAAAAUUAGAAGAAGCCACUGCUGCCCGCGCGGUUGCAUUUGCUGCUGCUACCAGAGGCGAAUGCACCGAAACAUUACGAAAUCGCAUAAGAGACCUGGAGACAGAGUGCAAGAAGUUAACAAUUGACAUAAAGGUGAAAGAAGAUCAGAUACGAGACCUAGAAAUGAAAGUUCAGGAGCUGCGGAAAUACAAAGAGAACGAGAAGGAUACAGAGGUGUUAAUGUCAGCGCUCUCAGCCAUGCAGGAUAAGACACAGCACUUAGAGAACAGCUUGAGUGCGGAGACAAGGAUCAAGUUGGACCUCUUCUCUGCAUUAGGAGAUGCAAAAAGACAGCUUGAGAUAGCCCAAGGGCAAAUCAUUCAAAAAGAUCAGGAAAUCAAGGACCUAAAACAGAAGAUCGCUGAAGUCAUGGCAGUCAUGCCCAGCAUAACGUACACUGCAGCCACCAGCACGCUGAGUCCCGUUUCCCCACAUUAUUCUUCCAAAUUUGUGGAGACCAGCCCAUCUGGACUUGAUCCCAACGCCUCAGUUUAUCAACCCCUGAAGAAGUAAAAAAAAAAAAAAAAAAAAAAGCCGCCACCUUUUCCGUUGGUCGACGCAGAAAGGCGGCAUCACACAGAAAAAUCUCUUGCAGUCAAGAUGACAAAAUCGUAUUGUGUUGGGACUGUGUACCAAUUUAUCGUUCGGGAAAAAAUUGAAAAAUAAAAAGAGGGAAAGUGGGGAGACAGAACCCCAACACCAAGGUUUGGCUAGAACUGCCCAUCUGUUUUUUUUCUUGUAAAUUUUUAGAAAACCUCACAGAACCUUUAACAGUUUUUUGUUUUUUUUCUUGGCCAACACAUUAAGGGGAAAACAGCCCACGACGCUUGGUUUUCGCAUUGCAAAUUCUGCCUCUCACUUUUUUUUUUGAAAAA
Anolis sagrei ordinatus is the source of this 2571-nucleotide messenger RNA. It is a transcript of the gene MACO1, whose product is annotated as macoilin 1. Gene Ontology annotation, biological process: neuronal signal transduction. The record is from RefSeq and is a predicted model, not a curated record. NCBI's taxonomy places the organism in Eukaryota, Metazoa, Chordata, Lepidosauria, Squamata, Anolidae. Gene Ontology annotation, cellular component: rough endoplasmic reticulum membrane.